Teleopsis dalmanni is the source of this 2403-nucleotide messenger RNA. RefSeq lists its product as uncharacterized. Gene Ontology annotation, molecular function: nuclear receptor activity; RNA polymerase II cis-regulatory region sequence-specific DNA binding. Gene Ontology annotation, biological process: regulation of transcription by RNA polymerase II; anatomical structure development; cell differentiation. Lineage: Eukaryota; Metazoa; Arthropoda; Insecta; Diptera; Diopsidae. The record is from RefSeq and is a predicted model, not a curated record. Bases 1 to 2403 code for a protein of 800 amino acids. The transcript is spliced from 7 exons.
AUGGAUGAUUUGGAAAUAAUGUGGGAUGAUGAUCCACCUGAAAGGAAUGUGUAUGGAGUUUUAAGUGCAAACAUGUCCAAUUUUAAUGAUAUUAUAGAAAAAUUUCCUACUGACCCAGCUUACAUUGGUGCCAUAAUUGGCCGAGACGGCUCCAACAUAAAAAGCAUUAAAACAAAUGCUUCUUCCAGAAAUGACAAUAUUCAGGUUGCAACUCCGAAAUCUGGAGAAAAUGGCGAAAAUAGAUUAAGUCUACCUACAAAAAAUGUAUGUAUUGGUGGUACUGAAAAGAAGGAAGUAUUGCAGCCUAUCGAUUGGGAAUCUCUAAAUAGAAAAGUUGAAGAAUAUCGUAAGUUGCAGUGGGCGCAUCUUCCAAAGCUGAGAAAAAAUUUUUAUCAAGAAGUCAAGGAAAUCGCUGUUAUGACAGAGGAAGAAGUCAAUGAAAUGCGUUUAGUAAACAACAAUAUAAUUGUUUCACGUUUAAAAACAAGUGAAGAUCAAAUGUGUCUUGAUAUACCGAAACCAAUAUACAAAUUCGACCACUGUUUCAAAGAUUAUCCUGAUAUACUUGAUGAGUUGAAGAAACAAAACUUUACGGAACCAUCUCCUAUACAAAAGCAAGCAUGGCCUAUAUUAUUGAGAGCGGUUCAACAUGAACGUGGUCCACGUAAACCGAAAUUACAUCCACAGUUGCAUCAUCAUCAUCCGCACCAUCCACAUCAUCAUCAUCACACAAAUGGCUUACCACCACACCAUCCGCACCAUCAUCCCGGUCAUUUGCCAGUAUCAUUGGUGACCAACGUAUCGGCGUCAUUCAAUUACACUUCGCACAUCUCAACGCAUCCAACACAAGGCUUUCAUGCACCACCCACACACCCGACAGCAUUCCAUCACCCCGGACAUGCGCUAGCGCAACACAAUUCACUACAAAAUGGCGGCGCUGGUGUAGGUGUUGGUCUUGCAACUGGCACACAUCCACCUUUACCAUUUCCACCACAUUUAUUACCACAAAUGCAUCACAAUUUGAUUGCUGAAGCUGCCAGUAAAUUGCCUAGCAUACCAGCACAAGCAUCAGCAUCUACUGCAGCAGCAAUAGUCGGUGCUGUUAAUGCUGUUGCUGCAGCUACAUUGCCGCCAUCAUCACUAUCAACAGUCACAUCGACAGCGACUUCGACAGGCACACUGCCAGUUGGUGUCAAUAACGUUUUACCCACUUAUGAUUUGACAAAUAGUGGUGGUUCGUCUGGCAGUACGGGUGCUGGUAGCGCUACAAGCCUAGAUUUUUAUGCAAAAUCAACAAUGACACAAAACUAUUCCUCACCCUCACCCUCAAACUCAAUACAAUCAAUAUCGAGCAUUGGUGUUCGAUCAUCAAUUGGCAGUGAAAGUCCACGUGUCAAUGUUGAAACAGAAACACCAUCUGCAACACCUCCGCUGUCAACAACCGCUUCGCCAGCCCCAUCACCAACCGAUACUAAUAUAACAUCGCCCGGUUCACCUAUGUCUAUCAGUCAACACAAUUCCACCACUCCUACACAUCAGCCGACAACUCCCACCAGUUCAACUCAUUCGCCAAACAAUCAACACCAAACGAAUUUAUCCGCACCAAUGCUCACUUCGAGCGCGGCAAAUAUUAGCGGUCAGGCCGCGGCUGCUGGUGCAUUGUAUGCGGCACGACAGAACGGUUUUCUUGAGCUGUUGUUAAGCCCAGACAAAUGUCAGGAAAUCAUUCAAUAUCAGGUACACAAUUCAAUUUUGUUUCCACCGUUGCCACAACAAUUGAUUGGAAUGGACUCACGUUUAUUGUCGUGGGAAAUGUUACAAGAGACCACAGCACGUCUCCUGUUUAUGGCGGUUCGCUGGGUUAAAUGUUUGAUGCCUUUUCAAACAUUAUCAAAAAAUGAUCAAUAUUUGCUUUUACAGGAAUCAUGGAAGGAGCUGUUCUUACUUAACUUGGCACAAUGGACAAUACCUUUAGACUUGACACCAAUACUCGAAACACCAAUAAUCAAAGAACGUGUUCUACAAGAUGAAGCAACACAAACUGAAAUGAAAACAAUACAAGAAAUUCUGUGCCGCUUCCGGCAAAUAACACCAGAUGGCAGUGAGGUGGGUUGCAUGAAGGCAAUAGCUUUAUUUGCACCAGAAACACCUGGUCUAUGCGAUGUACAACCAGUUGAAAUGCUACAAGAUCAAGCGCAAUGCAUACUCUCCGAUCAUGUACGCCUACGUUAUCCACGCCAAGCCACACGUUUUGGUCGCCUACUAUUACUGCUUCCAUCUCUACGCACAAUACGCGCCAGCACUAUCGAAGCACUGUUCUUCAAGGAGACUAUUGGAAACGUGCCUAUUGCACGCCUACUGCGUGACAUGUACUCCAUGGAACCAGCACAAGUAGAAAAGUAG